AUGAACAGCGCGGCCGAGACGGACGCCGCCGGCGACAACGGCAACCCCGCCGCCCCGGUGCUGGUGGUGGAGCGCGUGGUGACGGUGGAGUACCUUGAGCAGUCCAUGUCGCGGGGCCUCCUCGGCAAGUUCCCCGACUCCUCCGCCUACGACUUCGACUACUGCCAGAGUGGCAUCUGGUCCCCGGUCAACAAGAUCCCCAGCGAGUCGCCGGCCUCCGGCUCCAGAGACUUCCUCAUCGCCAAGCUGAAGCGCCGGGCGCGGGCCGGGAGCAGGCUCAAGGACGCUGCCGGCGGAGGCGGCAGCAGGUCGAGGUGGCAGCGCCGGCGGCUGCGGCGGGACGGCUCUUUCCUCGACCUCCACGAGACGGCGAGCAGGGCGAAGCUGGACUUAUCGCCGCCGCUGCCAUCGCCUGCCCCCGCCAAGAGUCCCGGAGCUCUCAAGAUGGCUUCCAAGAUCGCCGCCACGGCGGCGAAGGUGCCAGCGAAGACGAAGGGCCAGUGCAUCUGCUCGCCCACCGACCACCCUGGCUCCUUCCGGUGCCGGCUCCACCGCGCCAGCGGUAUGCCCAGGUCGAUCUCGUGCCAGCAGUUCGGUGACCCCCACACGGCGAGCUCCCCGCUGCUCUCCUCCGGCCACAUGCCAAGGUCGGCAUCUCAGCAGCAGUUCACGGCUCCUUCCGGCUCCGGCAUUUUGAGAUCGGCGUCCCAACAGCAGCUCCCGCGCUCCCUCGGUGUGCCAAGAUCGGCAUCGUGGCAAGAUUCUGCUCACGAGAAUUGA
Molecule: messenger RNA, 780 nt
Organism: Triticum turgidum subsp. durum (durum wheat)
Lineage: Eukaryota; Viridiplantae; Streptophyta; Magnoliopsida; Poales; Poaceae
Source: the annotation of a GenBank genome assembly